Messenger RNA from Protopolystoma xenopodis, 375 nucleotides. The record is from the annotation of a GenBank genome assembly. Lineage: Eukaryota; Metazoa; Platyhelminthes; Monogenea; Polystomatidea; Polystomatidae.
AUCUCUUCUGAAGUGUUGGAUACUGACAUAGCUGGCAAAGCAGUGUCACCUCAUAUCCAUCUUAUUGAGGAAAAAAAAGCCAAGACCGAUGAUGAUGAUGAUGCCUUCUUGUGCCAGAAAGAAGCCGACGAAAACGCUCUUUCAGGGUCUACUGGUAGCCUCGAGACACUCACUCGAGUCGUAAGUGAAUCGGUGCAUAUCCUGAAGCCCUAUGGUCCUACUCUUAUGAUGCUACCAAACAUUUACGAGGUCCAGCCUCGGUCAUUUACAGAAUACACAGAACUGUACGUCAAUUCUCAUUUAGCCGUUCCGGACGUCCAGGUAACCAAUACGUUGAGUACAGUUUUCGGAAAACUUUUGACCUACAAGUUUUGA